AUGGCAGUAGUAAUAGUAGUAGCCGCAGUAGUAAUAGCGGCAGUAGUAGUAGUAGCAGCAACAGUGGUAAUAAUGGCAGUAGUAAUAGUAGUAACAGCAGAAGCAAGCAGUAGUAAUAGUAGUAGUAGCAGCAGCAGUAGUAAUAAUGGCAGUAGUAAUAGUAGUAGCAGCAGUAGUAAUAAUGGCAGUAUACUAGUAGUAACAGCAGAAGCAAGCAGUAGUAAUAGUAGUAGUAGCAGCAAUGGUAGUAACAAUAGUAGUAGUAGAAACAGCAGUAGUAGUAACAAUAGUAGUAGCAGCAUCGGUAUUAGUAACAAUAGUAGUAGUAGCAACAGCAGCAGUAGUAACAACAGUCGUACCAGCAGCAGAAGCAGUAAUAGUAUUAUAGCAACAAUAGUAACAAUAAUAGUAGUAAUAAUAACAGCAGCAGUAGUAGUAGCAGCAGCAAUAACAGUAUAA
Eufriesea mexicana is the source of this 459-nucleotide messenger RNA. RefSeq lists its product as uncharacterized. The transcript is spliced from 2 exons. The record is from RefSeq and is a predicted model, not a curated record. Bases 1 to 459 code for a protein of 152 amino acids. Lineage: Eukaryota; Metazoa; Arthropoda; Insecta; Hymenoptera; Apidae.